CUGAAACUCGUCUAUAUAUAUAUCCAUACUUCGCAAAAGCGGUUGUACUUGGAAAUCGACUUUUUCUCUCUCUAUAACAAUCUCUCUCUAGGUUUUUGCCAAAAUCUCGAUAGAAUUCCGAUAUGUCUGGCGCAGACGCCGCGUCUGGGAAGAUGAUCGUGCUGCAGAGCUCCGACAACGAGACCUUCGUGGUGGAGGAGGCGGUCGCCGUGGAAUCGCAGACGAUUAAGCACAUGAUCGAGGACGACUGCGCCGACACCAGCAUCCCGCUUCCCAACGUCACAUCGAAGAUCCUCGCGAAGGUUAUCGAGUACUGUAGGCGCCACGUGGAAGCCGCCGCUAAGGCCACCGGAGACGGCGCCUCGCUGGGCGGCGAUGAGGACCUCAAGUCAUUUGAUGCUGAGUUCGUGAAGGUUGAUCAGGGGACGCUCUUCGACCUCAUUCUGGCUGCAAACUACCUCAACAUCAAGAGCCUUCUCGACCUUACAUGCCAAACUGUGGCGGAUAUGAUCAAGGGCAAGACCCCAGAGGAAAUCCGCAAGACUUUCAACAUAAAGAAUGACUUCACCCCUGAGGAGGAAGAAGAGGUUCGUCGUGAGAAUGCUUGGGCCUUUGAGUGAUUGCCUGGGCUUGAUGAUGUCUAUCUAGUAGUAACAUUCUAUAUCAGUUAGUACAUAAGUAGCAUCUUAUCAUCUUGAAGACAUUAUUAGUCUCCUAAUCGGUCUUAUUUUGUUGUCAUGACCUGUUUAAUUAUUAUACAUGGCAAGGUUUAUUUGGAUUGUUA
Messenger RNA from Salvia miltiorrhiza (redroot sage), 784 nucleotides. RefSeq names its product SKP1-like protein 1A. Gene Ontology annotation, biological process: SCF-dependent proteasomal ubiquitin-dependent protein catabolic process. Gene Ontology annotation, molecular function: cullin family protein binding. The record is from RefSeq and is a predicted model, not a curated record. The transcript is spliced from 2 exons. The coding region runs from base 123 to 620 and encodes 165 amino acids. Gene Ontology annotation, cellular component: cytoplasm; nucleus. Lineage: Eukaryota; Viridiplantae; Streptophyta; Magnoliopsida; Lamiales; Lamiaceae.